Molecule: messenger RNA, 4584 nt
Organism: Silurus meridionalis
Lineage: Eukaryota; Metazoa; Chordata; Actinopteri; Siluriformes; Siluridae
Gene: rapgef5a
Product: Rap guanine nucleotide exchange factor (GEF) 5a
Exons: 26
Coding region: 188-2836 (882 amino acids)
Biological process (GO): positive regulation of GTPase activity; Ras protein signal transduction
Cellular component (GO): plasma membrane
Molecular function (GO): guanyl-nucleotide exchange factor activity
Source: RefSeq, a predicted model, not a curated record
UCCUCUGCUCCCGACACCUCCCUCCGCCCACCAACACGCUCACACACACACACGCACACGCGUGUCGCGCGAAUCAGGGUGGAGCAGGUAGCCUGCGCCUCGGCGUCAGCGUGCUGCGGGAAGUCGCUCUCUCGCUCGGGCGGAAUGGUGGUCAGCGGGUGAAGCGUCUCUCCGACCUGGAGGAGACAUGGAGGACUCGGAGAGCAGCCCGGAUGACGGUCUACUGGCCACCUGGCGAUGGAGCCGCAACGCACGGGAGCAGGUACAGCUGAAGCAGAAGAUCAGAGAUCUGCCCGGCUUACUGAAGCACGGCUUGCAUUUAAGAAAGAAGAGCUCACCUGACACCGUCCCCGGACCAAGCACUGGCGUUCACACCAAGUCCAAGUCCUGCUCGCAGAGUUUUCCAUGUGCAGGCCGUGCACUGAGAAAUGCGUUUCUGUCCCAUGGCCCGUAUCCAGCCAAAGACAAGAUCCACUUGGCACGGAUCAUCAGGAGGAGUUAUGUAGGUGUAGAGCUGGUGCAGUGGCUGUUGGAGCAAUGUGUGUUUGUGCAGUGUAGGAUGAUGGCAGCACGGGUUUGGCAGGUGCUACUCGAGCUCGGCAUUCUUCACUCAGUGGACCAGAGAGUGGUGUUUGAAGACUCCAACACGUACUACCAAUUCUCGUUCGAGGAGUGUGAUGCACAGGGCUGUGAGUUUCGUUUGGAGGAGGAGUGGCAGAACGGAGUGCGACUGCUCAUGCAGCUUGUCCCCUACGUCCAGUUCAGGGUGGUCAGUCCACCUGAAGAGGAUCCCGAAGGAAAGCGAGAUAUCUGUGGAGAAAUUCUGCAGAUGAAAGCUUUGGAAAGGCUCACAUCCACGGUACAAAAUGAGCUAGCUGCUGCUCUGGCACGGAAAGCCCGGAAAUCAAUGUCUGAGGAUGACAGUUCCGAAGCAAGUUCCCCACAAGAACCACAGAAGCCGAUUGAAGACAAUGCGAAGCAGGGUGGUGUGUGUGGACUGAGAUCCCCAGACGAGUUUUCACGCCUGGAGAUGGUGCAGAGGCUGGCUAAGGAUGGCUGUCGCUUCCUCCAGAACCAGAAUUACAGACUACCCGAACGUCCCACACAGGCGCAGGGCGAAGGAGCGGUGCGGGUGUGUUUGAAGGAGAGGGGUCAAGAUGUGCUCGUGCUCCAGAGAGUGGCGUCUGACCGAGCAUCGCCUCAAACAGCAGGAGGAGUCAAAGAGGAUGAUGGCGAUAGAAGGUACGUGGUGGUGUCCGGGACGCCCCAUAAGAUUCUGGAACACCUGCUGAGUGACUUGAGGCUGGACGAACACCAGGGGGCGACAGAGAGCAAAGAGUCUGAGAUGCUGCUGGAUGACUUCUUGCUCACCUAUCUCGUGUUCAUGUCUACCAACGAUCUCUGCCAGGCGCUGCUCGGCCAAUAUCCUUCCAUACGCUGCUCAUUCUGGCCCUUGACACCAUCGCUCACUUACUGCACUCAGCGCUGCCGUGGGAAGGAGGAGGGUAAGGAGGCCCUCUAUAGGAAGAGGAAGGUUCUGCACCUCGUCUCUCAGUGGACCUCUCUGUAUAAAGACUUCCUGCGGGAGGAGGAGCACGUCAAACUGUUCAUGAAGACGCUGUACCGCUACAUCUUGGAGGAUGUCUAUGAGUUCCCCACACUGGAGAAGGACCUAAAGGAGUUCCAGAAGCUUCUACGCCGCAGACACACUGUGGAUGAUUAUUCACCUCACCAAAAGAACAAAGCUCUUUUCCAGCAGCUGAGUCUGAGGGAGAGCAGCAUCCAUGUCCGUGGAGCACACAGUGACCACCGAGAAGUAAUGUGCCAUGUGUAUGUGAGCUCAGACUCGUAUCUGAGUGUGAGAGUGAGGAUGACUGUAGUGGCACAGGAGCUCCUGUAUAUCGUGGCUCAGAGGAUGGAGAAACCUGUAGAGGACAUGGUGCUGGUGGCUCAGACUUACAGCGGAGAGAAGCGCACCCUUCAGCCUCAUGACUGCCUUUUCUCAGAGACUCUGGCUCUUCCUGGGAGACUGAUGGCCUGCUGGAGAGACCUGAAUGAGAUCCUGCCUCCUCUGAUGCACUGUGGAGAUCUGGCGCAGAGGUCAUCACGUCUCCUCGGCAUCAACACGUGGGACGUGUCCGUGGCUCUCACCAACCUCGACUGGAGUCUCUUUAACUCCAUCCAUGAGCAAGAGCUGGUGUACUACACGUUCAGCCGGCAGGCGAGCAGUGGCCACACGGUGGCGCUGGAGCAGCUCCUGCAGCGCUGUAAUGAGGUUCAGCAGUGGGUCAUGUCCGAGGUCCUGCUGUGUCCUUCGCUUGGAAAACGAGUCCAGCUGCUCAAGAAGUUCAUCAAGAUCGCUGCACACUGUAAAGCACAGAGGAAUUUAAAUUCCUCCUUUGCCAUCAUUAUGGGCCUAAACACCGCAGCAGUGAGUCGACUCAAUCAGACCUGGGAGAAAGUUCCUGGAAAAUUUAAGAAGUUGUUCUCUGAGCUGGAGUUAUUAACUGACCCAUCUCUAAACCACAAGGCCUACAGAGAUGCCUUCAGGAAGAUGAAGCCGCCGAAAAUCCCCUUUAUGCCUCUACUGCUUAAAGAUAUUACUUUUAUUCAUGAAGGAAACAAGACAUUUCACGAUAACCUCGUCAACUUUGAGAAGCUGCACAUGAUUGCAGACACAGUGCGUCUCAUCCGCCACUGUCAGACUGAACAAACCGGAAGUGAAGUUGCCCAGAGCGACAGCGUGGACGUCAGAUCCAGCGUGCACAACCUUCACAUUAUUGACAAUCAGCAGACUUUGUUUGAGCUCUCGCACAGACUGGAGCCCCGAGCAUAACAACGUCUCCUGGUGGAAGUUCACGAGAACUGCGGCAGGGUCUCCAGGGUCUCCUGCUCACCGGGACGCGUUCGCGGUUUUUCUUUUCGUCUCACGCGGAGAUCGCGCCACUGACUGAACAAGACUGACGACGAGAUCAAGCUGAAUGAAUGCAAAUAGAAGUGAGAUUAGGGUCCUGUGGUGUCAAUAUUAACUAGUCGAUGCCUGGGUGAACCACGACAUCAGUCGUAUGAAGAUUUUCGAAGUUUUUUCAAUGUUACAUAGCAUGUCGUUUUUUCCUAGAGCUUAAUGCUCCGGAACGUACCGUGCUGUUCUUUUACUUAUGUGUCGACUAUAUUACAGUAAUAUCGGGACACGAAUGCAGACGGCCUCAAUAUUGGGUGAAUAAGCAGGACAGAGACAAGGAUUGCCUGGACCCAGAGAUGUCAAACCCAUGCUUAUACAGACUUUGUAAUGAUUAAUAUCGUCAGUGGUCGUGAUAUUCGUUUCAAAUCUUUCCAGCGGAAGUGGUUUUAACCCAGCUUCCGUAUCACAGUAUUAUUAUCGGAUACAUGGUUCUUUUGCUUCUGUGUAAUGCUUCAGACUCCUGAUGCAGUCGUGAACAGAGUGCAGUGUUAAUUUUUUUUUUCCUCACGUCACACGAGCCUCUGGCUUUUUCUGCACAUUGGACCGAAUCGAAUAAAGCAGGAGGUUUUUAGAUUUCAUGGGGGGUUUUUCCCUUUUUUUUUUUUUUUUUUUUUGUUUGGUUUUUUUUAAGUUGCAUGCGUGCACAAUUGCACUUAUUACUUCGUUUGCACAGUAAUGUGUAAUAUUGUAUAUAAAUUUAGAAAUGUACAAGUUUAUCUGCAUACCUACUCAAUUUCUGUGCCAAAUAUUAUUUUUAUUAUUAUUAUUAUUAUUAUUAUUAUUAUUAUGGGAGAGUCAUUUCAUAUUUAACACAUAAAAGAAAUUGUGAUAUUUUAGGCUGAAGUGCACCUAUUAGAUUUUGCAAAAAAAAAAAAAAAAACUAAACAAAACAAAAAAACCCAGACAUUUAUUCAUCCUUGGGUUCUGAUCUAUAUAAAAAUUCCUUUUUACUUUAUCAGGGUCCAUUAGUCUCAUUUUAUUGCCCUCCACUGGUUGGACCCAUAAAGGGAAUCACGGAAAAGAUAUCAAUUUAACACUUACGCUCUUUUGAGAGGAGUUUAUGAUUUAAAAAAAUACAAAUAAACAAACUUGAAAACAUGAAACUUUUUGCAGUAUUUUUGGCACAAAAAAGAAACACUGCACGUUUCUUACUGACGUUUUUAUGAGGACAUUGUAGGCAUUGUAAUGAUAAUUAUUUAUUCUUUUUGUUUUCGCUAUUUAUGUUGGACAAAAGAAAGAGAUGCAGGAUGUCAUUUGUACAAAUCUCCAGUGACAUAUAACUACACUGUAAUAUUUUAAUAUGUUUUUGCAGUAAUCUGGUUGUGUUUGGGGGAAACUGUUUUAGAUGCUUAUUGUAUUUUGUUGCUGUUUUGAUUUUUUUUUUCACACCAUGUCAGCUGGUUUGCAUGUGAUACACACACAAAUAAACAUGAAGAUGUAAAGCGCAAUCGUAAAUAUAAAUAGAUAUGCUCUGUAUUAUUUAUGUAUCAAAAACACAAAAAGCGAAGCAAUAUGGUCCCCUUUUGUGUGUUUUCCCUCCGUUACUAUAGAAACCACAUACAACUUUUCUAUAAUAAGCAUUUUUACAGCAAAUGAGUGAAUAAAACCUUUACGUAAUAUUA